GAAAUUUAGUAAUUAUAGUAACAUUUGUCUGAAGCAUUCUCUCCAAGCUCUCUCUCUACUGUAUCUUGAAUCUAGAGAGAGAAAGUAGGAGUAAAGCAAAAACCAUCGACGACAGCUCUGAGAGUCGGUCCAUCUCGGGGCUUCCGUAAAUCGGAAAAAGGCAAAACCCCGAGAAGGCCAAUUGGGAAAAGCGGAGAAGGGGAAUAGUAUAAUAGGAGCAGGGAACGAAUGGAAAUGUCGGUCUGGAUGUGAACCGGAAUCGGACAAUCCGGCCCCAGAAUUGGAGAUCUCCGCAGUGGCUUUGCCAAGUUCUGGGGUUGAAUUAAUAAAAGAUUUACAUGAUCUGGAAUAUUAAGCGCUAAUACUUAUAUGUCGGAGAAGUCAGACAAGAGAUAGCGUCAAUAUUGUUGGAGGAAAAUGAAAUCCGAUGCACCUCUUGAUUAUGCUGUGUUCCAGCUGUCACCAAAGCGUUCCAGAUGUGAAUUGUUUGUUUCCAGCGCUGGCAACACCGAAAAGCUUGCAUCAGGCUUGGUGAAGCCGUUUGUGACUCAUUUGAAAGUUGCAAAAGAGCAGGUGGCUUCUGCUGUUCAGUCAAUUAAGCUUGAAGUAGAAAGAUGUAAAAAUGCUGAAACAUGGUUCACGAAAGGAACACUUGAGAGGUUUGUGCGAUUUGUCAGUACGCCCGAGGUUCUGGAACUGGUUAAUACAUAUGAUGCUGAGAUGUCUCAGUUAGAAGCAGCUCGUAGAAUCUAUUCACAGGGUGCGGGAGAUCAGCUUUCUAACAAAUUGAGUGGAGAUGGAGCCACAGCAGCAGCUGACGCAACAAAGAAGGAACUUCUAAGAGCCAUCGAUGUACGGCUUGCUACUGUAAGGCAGGACUUAACAACAGCUUGUGCUCGGGCAGCAGCUGCUGGGUUUAACCCUGAGACAGUCUUGGAACUCGAACUGUUUGCAGAUCAGUUUGGAGCCAGCCGCCUAAGCGAAGCAUGCAUUAAAUUCAUUUCGCUGUGCGAGAGGCGGCCGGACCUGAUUGGCCCAUGGAAGGCCAGAGCGGACGAUCGAGCCGUCCGAUCGUCGUGCGGCUCGGACAUGUCAAUCGAUGACGAAGACCCUGCCGAAAGCAAACACUCGACCGGCGACGACCCAGAUGUAUCUCAAUACCAGGACCAAUCUAAACCCUCCACGUGGCAGCAGCACUCAAGAAGGCUCUCCUCUGUCACCUUCCCCGUAGGAGGACAUCACAGUAGGGAGCCGAGCGCCGACGUCAACCGAGACGAGGCUAGGGAAAGCGAGGAGGGUGGCGAGAAAGGGAAGAAAGACCAGAGCGUGAACCAGGGGGAAUCGCCUCAGCCUCAGCCCGCUCAGCCCGCAAGGCGUCUUAGCGUUCAGGACCGGAUCAACCUCUUUGAGAACAAACAGAAGGAGAGUUCUGGCAGUGGUGGCAAGCCCGUCGUUGGGAAGUCUGCUGAACUUAGGAGAUUGUCUUCUGAUGUGUCUUCCGCCCCCGCGGCAGUUGAGAAGGCAGUGCUGAGGAGAUGGAGUGGGGCCAGUGACAUGAGUAUUGAUUUGAGCGUUGAUAAGAAGGACGUUGAGAGCCCUUUGUUGACGCCGCCUUCUUCUUCUUCUUUGGUUCCUCAAACCAAGUCUGAGGAGCACAAGCCAUUCAACGACACGCCGGCUUCUGAUAAGCCUGAGUUAAAGAGUGUUAUAUGUAGCGCUGGUGAUAGUGGGUCAAAGCAAGAGGGGGACAGCCACACAAAGGUGGGGUUGAAUACUGGAACCCCUCGUAUAGUUUCUUCUGGCCGGUCAGAAGAUGCUUCUGGCUCCACUAAGUUGACUACUUCUUUGCAAAGAGUUGAGAUUGAUGACUGGAAAAAUCAAACACGUAGUAAGACCCGGACCCAGUCAAGGUCAUUUCUCCGGGAGGAUGAUACUUUGAGCGAUCAGGUGAUAUCUCAAUUGCAAUCCAAAUCCUUUCCUGUCGUUAGAGCAGAGGAUAUUGGUUUUACCAACCAAAUAAGUGACAAGGCUUAUUUUGCCAAGGACCAAACUUCUUCUGACACACAGAUUGCUGGAAAGAAAGAUCGUGCUGUUCCGCAGACCCAGUUUAGAGUGGAAGGUGCUGGAUCAAAAGGUCAAUCAGCGUCUAAUUUUAGGGCAUCUCCUUGGACAACUGCAGACUCUGGGCAUUUGGAAGAUGGCUCUGGAGUCAAAUUUGGUGAACUCUCUGCUGCUGAGCAUAAAGGGAUUGAUACUGAUUCAUUAGCUUCGCAGCGUCAGUCCGUCACAUGUACUGGAGAAGUAGAUGGAGUGGUGAAGAGAGAUUUAGGGUCUUCCGAGAAGCAACCCUUUGAUUUCACAACAAAAGCAGAGGACUCUGGGCUUCAAAAAAUGAAGUUCCAGCGACAGGUUUCUGCUCCUGAACAGAAUAAGAAGUCACAAGCUAGGAGGGAAGAAAACAGUUCUGAUUCCAGGAACAGCAGGCCAGCUUUAUCUGGCCAAAUAGUUUCGGAAGGUCAGGAGGCUUUUGGUAUGUUUUCAACUGGUUCAACAGAGCAAGUUCAGAGGGUAAGGCAGUCCAAAGGAAACCAAGACCUCAAUGAUGAGCUGAAAAUGAAAGCAAAUGAGCUUGAGAAACUUUUUGCAGAGCAUAAGCUUCGGGUUCCUGGGGAGCAAUCCAGUUCUGCAAGAAGAAACAAGCCUGUUGACAUGCAGAUGGAACAAGCAGCAAGUUUACCCUACAGAAAACCACAAGUAGAGAUUCCUCCGGCACAAGUGCCUGACAAGAAUUCAGUGCCUGAACCUUUGAGAGGUGCCAGCAAUGAUUCAAUAUUUGGGGUUAGCCCACUGGUAAAAAUGGCAGAUACUCCAAACUAUGGUGAUUCUCUGAAGCAGAAUUUUCCUGAGCUUGGUGUUUCAGAUGAUUCUAGAGGAAAAUUCUAUGAAAGGUAUAUGCAGAGAAGAGAUGCAAAACUUAGGGAGGAGUGGGGUUCUAAAAGGGCGGAAAAGGAGGCCAAGAUGAGGGCCAUGCAGGAAAGCUUCGAGCGAAGUAAAGCAGAGAUGAAGGCCAAAUUCUCAGGACCUGCUGAUGGACAAGCGGCAGUUAGUGCUCGUAGACGUGCAGAGAGAUUCAGAUCUUUCAAUCCUCGCUCAUCUAUGAAAAAGGAGCAGCACCCAAUAGAUCUUCUGCAGAGUGAAGAUGAAGAUCUGUCAGAAUUUUCACAACAGUUACCAUUUGGCACUGAGACAUCUUUGGGGGACACUACUUCUAAAAGCAUACAGUCUAAGAAGCUUUUGACCAGUAAAAGUCUGUCCGCUUCCACCACCCGCACGUCAGCAGUUCCGGCAGUGAGGUCAGCUGUAAAAGCUUCCAACUCUGGUUCUGGGAGACGAAGAGUGCAGUCUGAAAAUCCUCUUGCACAGUCAGUCCCCAACUUCUCAGAUUUGAGAAAAGAAAACACAAAGCCUUCUGUGGGAGCUAGCAAAACAACUCGUGCACAAGCAAGAAACUAUGCUCGCAGCAAGUUCAACAGUGAAGAGAUUUCCCUUGUCAGUGAAGAGAAACAGCGAAGAUCACAGUCUGUAAGGAAAAGCUCAGCAAGUCCUGCUGAAUUUAAGGACUCACCCUCUCUAGAUUCAGAAGGUGUUGUUUUGACACCGUUAAAAUUUGAUGCAGAGCAAACUCAGCAUAAUCUCUAUGGUAAGUUCCCAAAGAAUGUGGAGUCAAAGCCUUUCCUCAGGAAGGGUAAUGGAAUAGGUCCUGGUGCUGGAGCUGUUAUAACAAAGAUGAAGGCUUCAAUGGCAUCCAAGUCUAUGAACAUUGAAGAAGAGUCAGAUGAGGUGGUCUUUGAGCCAGAGGAGUCAGAAGAUGCUGUAAAGGAUGAAGAGGAGGAAGAGUCUGAACUCACAGCUAUUGAAGAUCAGGCUAAGACAGAUAAUGAGAAAUCAAGACUAAGCCAGGAAUCUGAUAAGUUGGUUAAUUCUGGGUCUGAAAGUGGUGAUGUAAGAUCUUUUUCCCAAGGUGACCCAUCUUUUGUGGCUGAAUUGCCUACUGCCAUUCCUUCAAACUUUCAACCUGUUGGUUUUGUGCAAGAUUCACCUGCUGAAAGCCCUGUGUCAUGGAAUUCUCGAGUGCAACAUGCAUUUUCUUAUGCACAUGAGACUUCUGAUGUUGAUGCCUCUGCCGACUCUCCAAUGGGAAGCCCUGCAUCCUGGAAUUCACAUUCUCUAAAUCAAGCGGAGGUUGAUGCAGCUCGAAUGAGAAAGAAAUGGGGAAGUGCUCAGAAACCUGUUCUUGUCUCUAAUUCUUCCCAUACUAAUUCUCGCAAGGAUGUGAGAAAAGGAUUUAAACGCUUGCUAAAAUUUGGUCGGAAAAGCCGUGGCAAUGAAUGUAUGGUUGACUUGAUUUCUGCUACUACUUCUGAAGGAGAUGAUGAUACUGAAGAUGGGCGAGAUCCAGCCAAUCGGUCAUCAGAAGAUCUGAGGAAGUCGAGAAUGGGAUUCUCUCAAGGUCAUCCUUCUGAUGAUAGCUUCAAUGAGAGCGAGUUUUACAGUGAACAAGUUCAAGCCUUGCACAGUUCUAUCCCGGCACCUCCAGUGAACUUUAAACUGAGGGAGGAUCAUUUGUCUGGAAGUUCUAUUAAAGCCCCGAGAUCAUUCUUUUCUUUGCCUCCAUUUCGGAGCAAGGGAAGCGACUCAAAGCCGAGAUAACUCUCUCUGAGAAGAAGACUGAGCUCCUGGUUGUUUGGUGGUAACAUGUCCAACUGGCUGAAAAGGAUAUAUAUCUCUCUCUGAGAAGAAGACUGAGCUCCUGGUUGUUUGGUGGUAACAUGUCCAACUGGCUGAAAAGGAUAUAUCUCUCUCUAUAUAUAUAUUUACGGAUAGCAGGUUGUUGAGGUAGGCAACGAUCAUGUCUCUUUGCAUAUCUUCAAUUCAUAUUGUGAUGCCUUACCUUGCUCAUGAUUUAGCCAGAUAUUUCUAGUAGUUGUGUUAGAAUGUCAAAGUUUGUAUAUCAUGUUAAGGGGGAAAUUGCCAAUUGGCAGAUCAUCCGUGAUUUUGGUAGUCAAAAGCAUUCUUUGUUCAUCUUCAUUUGGACUAGACUUUGUGUGAUGUAUAUCAGAAGAUAUUGAACUAUUGUGGAGACACAAAAAUAUUAGCAAUUAUAAGAAAGAGUAAUGUAUCUCUAUAUAUAUUCUAUUUGCACAAUAUAUGAUUACCCACCCUAUCUAUUGUUGUGA
Messenger RNA from Diospyros lotus (date-plum), 5237 nucleotides. RefSeq lists its product as uncharacterized. Lineage: Eukaryota; Viridiplantae; Streptophyta; Magnoliopsida; Ericales; Ebenaceae. The record is from RefSeq and is a predicted model, not a curated record. The transcript has 11 exons. The coding region runs from base 418 to 4710 and encodes 1430 amino acids.